AUGUUGGGUUUGGUGAAUUUACCUAGUGAAUGUGUUGAUUUCUACGCACAACCAAAGAAAACGCACAAUAGUUUUACAUUUUUUGGACAAUGCAAGAAUAAACCAACAGUUUCCUAUAGAAAUGAUGGACGUCGAAUUAUUGAUGGAAAACUAGAGAUGAAGAAAGAACCGCAUGAAAUGUGGAAUAAUUUGCUAAUUAAUUUACUUAUAAAAAGUAUUUCAACAAAACAUUCUGAUGAAAUCAAUGAAAAAAUGUAUGAACAACAAUUAAAUGAUUCAUCAAAAAUUUCAUCCAUAAAUAAUGAUACUACGAUGAAAUCAAUUCUUCCACAAAAUUCAAAAUCGACAGUGUUAACAACAAUGUUAAAUAUUAAUUCAAUAAAGUCGAACAAAAGAAAUAAAUAUGGCAAAUGA
Molecule: messenger RNA, 414 nt
Organism: Brugia malayi
Lineage: Eukaryota; Metazoa; Nematoda; Chromadorea; Rhabditida; Onchocercidae
Exons: 3
Coding region: 1-414 (137 amino acids)
Source: RefSeq, a predicted model, not a curated record